UUGAGGAUCAAAGUUCUCGAGGAAUCGGACGUAACUUAUUGUAGGGCCUACGGGCUACACUGUCUACAGAAGAUAAGAUUUUCGGGACGCGAAAAACAGAUACCAGAGUUUAUUUGCUGACUUCUUUUACACGUGUUGUGAAAUGCUGUUGGAUUCAUUGGUCGGGUUGUGAAAUCGCAUGAAGAUAAUUUUGAUAUUUUAUGACUCGUGUAUAUUUUAAAAAGCAUAACUAAUAUGUGAAAAUGACUAUGUGAAAUUCUGAAUUCAAUCUUCUUAGAUCCCUACUUUCAUCGUUCAUGGAUGUUGGCAUUACAGUGUGGUAAUUCGAAUUUCCUCCAAACAUCAGACACAUUUCAAUAUUAACUGAUUAAGAAGGAUUGUCAAUUAUUUCGAUCUGAUGCCACUGUGGAUUUUUGAUGUUUUAUCUGUUUCUAUUUAAUUUUGUUGAGUGAUAUCUUAAAGAUAGAAUUGUAAAACAUAAUCAAGGACAUCUUGAGGAAUAACUAGAAGGAUGUCUAAGUCCCACAAUGAAAUAACAUACAAACUUGUGGUGGUGGGAGAUGGAGGUGUUGGGAAGUCAGCCCUGACAAUCCAGUUUUUCCAGAAACUUUUCGUGGAAGAUUACGAUCCAACAAUUGAAGACUCCUAUAUUCAGCACACAAACAUUGAUGGCAAACCCUGUGUACUUGAUGUGUUGGACACUGCGGGUCAGGAGGAAUUCAGUGCGAUGAGGGAGCAGUAUAUGAGAAAGGGGGACGGAUUCUUGCUGGUGUACUCUGUUACGGAUGCUCACAGCUUUCAUAACAUCCAAAAUUUCCACACACAGAUCCUCCGCGUCAAGGACAGGGACACCUAUCCCAUGAUUCUGGUGGCCAACAAAGUGGACCUCGUACAACAACGGAAGGUCACAGAGGAAGACGGAAAGAAUCUGGCUACAAGGCUAAAUAUACCAUACAUAGAAACAAGUGCCAAGGAUCCACCCAUUAAUGUAGACCUGGCCUUCCAUGAAGUUGUCAGGGUUAUAAGGCAAAUGCCAUUUGACCCCAAACAACAUCGACGGAGAAAAGCUCGGAAGUCAAAGUGCACCAUUCUGUGAUGUCAUCCUCAUUGGAAAGACAUAACCACACUUCAUCGCAGUAUCAUCAGGAUCAUCGGGGGACCACAGGACUCCUGUAGUCAGCUCUAUAGCCAUCGUAUCAUCACAAUCCAAUACGGUAUCAUCGGGAGGGGGCGACAACUGGACUCCCGGAGCCAUCUUCAUAGAGGGAGGAGGUGGAGGUCCCUCUCUCUGUUCUUCAGUAGAUUACUGCUUAGAUUCCUUCUCCUCUGUUGGACCCCUGACAAACAAGGCACUUGUGCAGUUGAUGGACAAGAAUGAGCCUUUUACUACACUGGAUUGCAUCUCUAGUCAUCGUCAUACUUUUACUUUGUAGUUGAAUUUUUGUUGUGAACAGCUCAUAUAUAUUUGGCAUUGUUUGACUUGUAUGAAAAUCACCAUUGUUUUGUUUCAUAGAACUUUACCGUUGUUAUUUAGUGAUGCUUUGAAGACUGGUUGUCCUUAUUUUGUUGAUGUAAAGGAAAACCUUACAAGUUUCAGAUAAACACUGUCAUUUGUACAUUCCUUGUCGCUGAGUCCAUUCCUUGAUGUAUUAUCCCCAGACUGUUUUUGGUAGGUUUAAAGAAAGGUUUGAAUAUUUUAAUUCUUGUCCUUUGUUUCUAAGUAAAAUUAUAUUUUUUCAGAUAUUGUGGAUAUAUCAUGAGAGAGUAUUCCAGACUUCUUGUUAUCUUGUCAAAAAAAUCAAGUCCAUUUAAUUUAGAUAAAAAAGAAUCAACUCCAUGCUCUGAAAUUUACAACUAGGUAAAUUUAAUAUUCAUGGAAGAUAUGAAUUAUUGCACUUAUUCUAUAGCCAUUAAGCAACUGUGUCAAACUUGAUAUUAAAAAGAAAAAGGUGAUUGAUGGGAUUCAGAGUUUUAAGUGGGGGAUCCAGGAGGGACUAUGGAGUGGACUUUGCUGAAAGUGGUAUGUUUCUUCAACAAGUAUUGCUAUUAAAUGGCAUUGGAAUUGUGUUUUUUUUUCUUCAAUAUUUUAGAUUUGUAGGAACAUUUUAUUAACCCAGAUCUUUUGAAAAUUUUUGUUUGAUAGAGAUGCUCAAAUAUACUGCCAUAGUUAUUUUAAUUUGCCUGCUCAAUACUUGUCACUUGUAUUUACAUAUUAAUUGACAAGUUCUCAAUGAACAAGUGUAAUACAUCAAAUGCUGUUAAAUCUGAACAAAAACAUCUUUACAUUCCAUUUGUUAAAAAAUCACUACUAAAGUUUAGGUUUAUACAUUCCAUGAUAUACAAACAUUUUGUAGGUAAAUGCUGGUUAUCUUUUUUAGUGAGAAAAUUACUGGUAUUAUGUUUGUUUAUAGUGUUAUAUAUUAAUUCCAAGGUUGUAAAACGUAUUAAUAAUUGUUGGCCUAUUUUUAUUGUUUGUAAUUUGUUUUGUUGUUUGUUUCCAGUCCAGAAAGCCCUGUGAUUUUGUUUUAUUAAUUUUAAGAUAGUCAAAUGUUUACAAAAACUGCUCUGAAAAUUAAUAUUUUCCCCCACCAUGAAGAAAAGAAAAUGAAACCAUGCUAUAAAAGAUUUUUAUUUAUUAUUUAUGCUAAUUAUGUAUGGCAACAAAACCAUUAUUAGUGUAACAUACUUUUGUGUGUAUGUGUGUGUGUGUUUAAUUUAUAUUUAUUUGUAAAACUUUGACUGUAAGUAUAUUUUUUUUAAUAUGUCAAUGAGACUUUUUAAAUAUCUUUUUUAAUAUUUUUCAGGU
Saccostrea echinata is the source of this 2806-nucleotide messenger RNA. Its product is annotated as ras-related protein M-Ras-like. The record is from RefSeq and is a predicted model, not a curated record. NCBI's taxonomy places the organism in Eukaryota, Metazoa, Mollusca, Bivalvia, Ostreida, Ostreidae. Gene Ontology annotation, cellular component: plasma membrane. Bases 512 to 1096 code for a protein of 194 amino acids. Gene Ontology annotation, molecular function: GDP binding; GTP binding; GTPase activity. Gene Ontology annotation, biological process: signal transduction. The transcript has 5 exons.